AUGACAGGUCCUAUUUUAGUACACGAGGUGGAACGAGCUGAAAAGACAUUACUGCAUAUAGUUCAAAAUGAAUAUUUUUCUCAAGAAAUAAAAUGUUUAAAAGGGCCAAAUGGUCAAGUAUCACAAAAAAGUAAACUUUUUCGCCUACAACCGUUCUUGGAUAAAAGUGGAUUACUUAGAGUGGGCGGAAGAUUAAAAAAUGCAGCAUCAUUAGAGAUCUUUCAAAAAUAUCCACUGAUUAUACCGGCUAAGAGCACGUUUACUAAAUUGUUACUUAGAAAUGAGCAUGAAAGAUUAUGUCACAGCGGUCCACAAACUGUUUUAGCGUCCAUAAGGCAAAGAUAUUGGCCAUUAAAUGCAAGGAAUACAAUUAGAGGAAUUAUAUUCAAGUGUUUGCGUUGUUUUCGACAACGACCCAUCAUGGUGCAGCCCAUAAUGGGGGACCUGCCAAGCGAUAGAGUAGAACCUUCUCGAGCUUUUAAGAUAAGUGGAGUAGAUUUCUGGGGGCCAGUGAUGUUAAAGAGUAGUCUAAGAAAAAAUGCGCCUUUAAAAAAGGCUUAUGUUAGUGUGUUCGUGUGUUUUUCAACUAAGGCCGUACAUAUUGAGUUGGUAAAUGGAUUAAGUACGCAGGACUUUAUAUAA
This is a messenger RNA of Daktulosphaira vitifoliae (grape phylloxera), 642 nucleotides long. RefSeq lists its product as uncharacterized. The record is from RefSeq and is a predicted model, not a curated record. Lineage: Eukaryota; Metazoa; Arthropoda; Insecta; Hemiptera; Phylloxeridae. Gene Ontology annotation, molecular function: nucleic acid binding. The transcript has a single exon. Bases 1 to 642 code for a protein of 213 amino acids.